Molecule: messenger RNA, 5123 nt
Organism: Tympanuchus pallidicinctus (lesser prairie-chicken)
Lineage: Eukaryota; Metazoa; Chordata; Aves; Galliformes; Phasianidae
Gene: ARHGEF11
Product: Rho guanine nucleotide exchange factor 11
Exons: 41
Coding region: 105-4637 (1510 amino acids)
Biological process (GO): G protein-coupled receptor signaling pathway; Rho protein signal transduction
Cellular component (GO): cytoplasm
Molecular function (GO): G protein-coupled receptor binding; guanyl-nucleotide exchange factor activity
Source: RefSeq, a predicted model, not a curated record
GCCCGGGGAUGGUGGCGGCCGGCGCGGGGUUGCGGUUCCCCGAAUCCUGAAAGCGGCUGCGGCCCACGGGCGCCGGGCGGCGGCUGCGGGGACGAGGAGGAACCAUGAGCGUGAGGCCGCCGCAGGCCGCCCCGGACAGGUUGAGCAGCCUGUCUUCCCUGGGUGAUUCGUCUUCAGAGCGGAGAUCUCCAGGACACCGCCGUCAGCCCUCUGAUUCCUCCGAGACCACAGGUUUGGUCCAGCGGUGUGUCAUCAUCCAGAAGGACCAGCAUGGCUUUGGCUUCACCGUCAGCGGGGACCGCAUCGUCCUCGUCCAAUCUGUGCGGCCAGGAGGAGCAGCCAUGAAGGCCGGGGUGCAGGAGGGGGACCGCAUAGUCAAGGUGAACGGCACCAUGGUGACCAACAGCUCCCACCUCGAGGUGGUGAAGUUGAUCAAGUCCGGUGCCUACGUGGCCCUGACACUCCUGGGCUCCCCACCACCGUCAGUGGGGCUCUCCAACUCCCAGCAAGACAUGAGCACCACAGGGACACCUCGCAAUGCCCCUGCCUGCCCCCCACCACCUCCACCCCCACCACUCCCCCCGCCGCAGCGCAUCACUGGCCCCAAGCCCUUACAGGACCCUGAGGUUCAGAAGCAUGCAACACAGAUUCUCCGGAACAUGCUGAGGCAGGAGGAGGCAGAGCUGCAGCGCUUCUACGAGGCGUACAACCGCAACCCCGGCACUGUGGUGGGGGAGCAGAUCGAGGGAGCACGCCGGCGGGUCAGCCAGCUGCAGCUCAAAAUCCGCCAGGAGACCAGUGGCUCCGUGGAUUUGGGAAGAUUGUGUGGUGAUUCCAGCAUGGUGAUGUCCAGGGCAGCAGAAGGCCGCCUCUCGCUGGACUCUCAGGAUGGUGACAGUGGGUUGGAGUCGGGCACAGAGCGGUUUCCCUCUGUCAGUGAGAUCUCCCUGAGCCGCAACUCUGUCCUCUCCGACCACGGCCUGGACAGCCCACGCACCUCCCCAAUCAUCACCGCCCGCCUCUUCCAGCACCAUCGUCGGCAGGGCUCCGACACGGCCUUCACCCCCACCACUGAGCAGGGAUCAGAGCGCAUGGGACGACCUCUCAUCAUUGGGCCAGAGGAGGAUUACGAUCCGGGAUAUUUUAACAACGAGUGCGACUCCCUCUUCCAGGAUCUGGGCAAGCUGAAGUCCCGACCAGCACAUCUGGGAGUCUUCCUGCGCUAUAUAUUCUCCCAGGCAGAUCCCAGCCCCCUGCUCUUCUACUUAUGCGCAGACGUUUGCCAGCAGACAACAGCGAAGGAUUCCCGGGGUUUGGGGAAGGAUAUCUGGAACAUUUUCUUGGAUCGGAACGCGCCUCUCCGAGUGAAGGUGUCGGAGCAGCUUCUGGCUGAGAUCGAGGCUCGCCUGCGGAAUGGGGAUGACGUCCGAGCUGCCCUCUUCGAAGCUCAGGAGAUGGUGAUGCCCGAGAUACAGGAGCAGAUCCAGGACUACAGAACGAAGCGCACCAUGGGCCUGGGGAGCCUAUAUGGGGAAAAUGACCUCCUGGACCUGGAUGGGGACCCGCAGAAGGAGCGGCAAGUGGCCGAGAAGCAGCUGGCACAGCUGGGUGACAUCCUGUCAAAAUAUGAAGAGGACAGGAGCUCCCCCAUGGCCUUUGCCCUCAGCACAUACAUGAACCACACUGGCAUCCGCAGCCGUGAGCCACGCGUGGCCAGCAGCAGUGAGAAGGCACAGGCCCUCCCAGACAAGGACAAGUGGCUGCCCUUCUUCCCCAAAGCCAAGAAGCAGAGCAGCAGCACGAAGAAGGACAAGGAUGCCAUGGAAGACAAGAAGCGUAACCCCAUCCUAAAGUACAUUGCGAAGCCCAAAAUGUCCCAGAGCACAUUUCAUGUCCCUUUGUCCCCUGUUGAAGCAGUCAAACCCGGCAAUGUGAGGAACAUUAUCCAGCACUUUGAGAACAACCAGCAUUAUGAGAGCCAGGAGCCUGGCUCGCAACGUCUCUCCACCGGCAGCUUCCCGGAGGACCUGCUGGAGGGUGACGGAUCUCGUGCUGAGGUCAAGCUGGGCCGCUCAGAGAGCUUGAAAGGCCGUGAAGAGAUGAAGAAAUCAAGGAAAGCUGAAAACGUGCCCCGCUCCCGUAGCGAUGUGGACAUGGAUGCUGCAGCCGAGGCCACCAGGCUUCACCAGUCAGCAUCGUCCUCUGCCUCCAGUCUGUCCACCAGGUCGCUGGAGAAUCCCACCCCCCCCUACACACCGAAGAUGGGACGCAGGAGCAUUGAGUCGCCCAGCCUGGGCUUUGGCGCCGACCCCUUCAUGCCUCACCUGCUGGAGGAUGAGCAGGGCCAACUCUCGGACCUGGAGCCAGAGCUGGAUUCACAGAACUGGCAGCACACGGUGGGCCGGGAGCUGCUGGCCAGCCUGCCUCAGAAGGAGAUUGACCGGCAGGAAGUGAUCAAUGAGCUCUUUGCCACGGAGGGGUCUCACCUACGCAUCCUCCGAGUCCUUGACCUCCUCUUCUACCAGCGGAUGAGGAAGGAGAGCUUGCUGUCCCGGGAGGAGCUGGCACUGCUCUUUCCCAACCUCCCAGAUGUGAUUGAAAUCCACAAUUCCCUCUCCGAAUCUAUGAAGAAGCUCCGGGAAGAAGGACCAAUCAUUAAGGAAAUCGGGGAUCUCAUGCUGUCUCGGUUUGACGGCCUGGCCAAGGAGGAGAUCCAGCAGGUCACUGCUGACUUCUGCUCCUAUCAGUCCAUCGCGCUGGAGCUUAUCAAGACCAAGCAGCGCAAGGAGACCCGUUUCCAGAUCUUCAUGCAGGAAGCAGAAAGCAACCCUCAGUGCCGGCGCCUGCAGCUCAAGGACUUGAUCAUCUCAGAAAUGCAACGCCUGACCAAGUACCCAUUGCUGCUGGAGAACAUCAUCAAGCACACUGAGGCGGGCACCUCGGAGCACGACAAGCUGUGCCGGGCCCGAGACCAGUGCCGGGACAUCCUCAAGUAUGUGAAUGAAGCGGUGAAGCAGGCAGAAAACCGACAUCGGCUGGAGGGCUACCAGAAACGCCUGGAUGCCACCUCACUGGAGAGGACCAGCAACCCGCUGGCAGCUGAAUUCAAGAGCCUGGACCUCACCUCUCGGCGCAUGAUCCACGAAGGGCCGCUCACCUGGCGUAUCAGCAAGGACAAGACCGUGGAUCUGCACGUGCUGCUCCUCGAGGACCUCCUGGUGCUGCUACAGAAACAAGAUGAGAAGCUGGUGCUCAAGUGCCACGGCAAGACAGCUCUGGGCUCCUUGGACAACAAGCAGACCUUCAGCCCCGUCCUCAAGCUCAACUCAGUGCUCAUCCGCUCUGUGGCCACAGAUAAACGAGCCUUCUUCAUCAUCUGCACGUCAGAGCUGGGACCCCAGAUCUAUGAGCUGGUGGCACUGACAUCCUCCGAGAAGAACACGUGGAUGGAGGUGCUAGAGGAGGCGGUGCAGAGUGCCAUGAGGAAUGCCACCUUCCCCCCAAAGCGCCAGGUGCCAGAGCCCACCCGCAUGGCACCUUCAAGCGUGGUGUUGCAGGACCCUGAUGUCUCCCCCAUCCCUUCCCAAGUCAGCAGCUCUGCAGCAGAAGUGGAGGAGAGCUCCUCAGCAGAUGACAAUCCCACGGAGCUGCUGGGCAGGGAGCAGCCUUCGGUGCUGCUGGAGGAGCCAGAAAGCAGCGAGGUGGAGGAGGAAGAGCUGCCUGCUGGAUCCCUGCAUACAGAGGUGUCUGAUGCUCUCCCAGAGCCCUCCAUGCGCCUGGCACUGCCAGUUCCCAACCCGGCCGAGGGGUUGGCCGAGGCAGCCCUGGAGGAUGUGGAGAACCUGCGGCUGCUGAUCCUGCGGCGGCUCCUGCCCAGUCGUGACACAGAGCCUGAGGAUGACCUGACACCCACGCCGUCGGUCAUCGGGGGUACCCACACCUGGGACUCAGUGCUCUCCAGUCAGGAUUCAGCCUCCCAGGAGGUGCUGGCUGAGCCCCCCAGUGCUGCCGAGGAGCCAAAGCCCCGAUUGGGGUGGGAGGAGCAGAGUGAAACGGGUCCAACAGUGUCUGCUGAGGAGCAGAGCAGCUACAAGGUGGUCCGGAAAGCCCCAGCGGAGGGUGCUCAGGAGGCCACGCCCUCGCCAGGCAGCAGCCAAUCAGAAACUGAGCUGCAGGAAGGAGGCGGAGCUAAUGUAGAUGGUAAUUACUUCUACGUUAGCAUGCCCGCCGGGCCCCCUGAGCCUGCACCACCUCCAGGACCCCCCCAGGCCAUCCAAGCUGAGGAACCUCCCCGGCCCAGCACUGCUGAGUGUCCCCCAGACCCACCUGGCCCCCUCCACGAUGUCGACCUCAUCUUCCGCACCAUCGAGCAGCUGACGCUGAAACUCAACAGGCUCAAGGCUGUGGAAGCUGCCCACCGGGAGCUGCUGCUGUCCCUGGGACACAGCUCAUCUGCAGACACCACCCCUGUGGGGCUCCCGGCCCCUGGGAUGGAGGGAUGGACCCAGCGGCCCCACAGCCCCGAGGCUGACAGCCCCCUGACCCGCUCCCUGCGGAGCCUGCAGGGCCACAGCACCAACAUCCCAGGCUGCAGAGCCCCUUUGGCCGAAGACCCCGCGCACACAGCCGACCUUUAGCCACGGAGCGGGGUGGGGGGUCUCCCCCCCACAAUCACUCAAAGCUGGGGAGCUGCCCACCAACCCCCCCAACCUCCUGUGGGCUGGGAGCAGUGCCAGCCUCACCCCGGGGGGCAGGGGGGGGCUCCUCUUGGAAGGAGGGAGCGUGGGACCCCUGGGCCCCCCCCCUUCUCCCCCACCCUGCAUGGCAGCCCCAGCCUGGCUCCCUGCACCCCUGGCCGCGAGCGCUGGAUCUAGUCUGUAUAAAUGCACUUUGUUUCGUUCCUCUCCGUGCUGCGGCCCCCCGCUCCCCGCUGACUAUAAAUAUGUACGUAUGUGCACCCAUCGUGUAAAUAACCCCCCCUGUCCUCCCCCCCCCGUGUCACCCCCAUUGGGGACAGCGUUGUCCCCAUGGCUGGGGCGAAGGGCAGCAUCCGCCCAUCCCACGCGUAGAGGCGAGGCCGGCGCUGGGGUGUCUGAUAUAUAUAAUAUAUAUAAUAGAGCCAA